CCCAGGGCCGGGACUUCUGGAAGGAGUCUCUGCUCCCACCACGGUUCCUUCUUCCCCCUCCAAGAUGGAGGCCUUAGGGGGCUACCCUGCCAAGUCCUCCAACCCAAAAGCGAAAAAGCUAACAGUCCUGCUGAGCAUGACGGUCGGAGUGGGCUGUUUGUUCCUCCUGCAGACCCAGCUUGUGAGACCCCGAAAACCGAAGGAUUUUUAUUCUUUCGAGGUGAAAGACGCGAAGGGGAGGACGGUUUCCCUGGAGAAGUUCCGAGGAAGAGCGUCCUUGGUUGUAAACGUGGCGAGUCACAGCGAGCAGACAGAGGCCAACUACAGGUUCCUGCAGGAGCUUCACAGGGAGCUGGGCACCUCUCACUUCAACGUCCUGGCCUUUCCUUGCGGACAGUUCGGGGACACGGAGACCGGAGUCAGCCGGGACAUCGAGGCUUUCGCCAAGUCCACAUACGGCGUCACUUUCCCCUUCUUCAGCAAGAUCAAAAUAAUGGGCUCAGAGGCCGAGCCUGCCUUCAAAUUCCUCACAGAUUCUGCCCAGAAAAUCCCGAGGUGGAACUUCUGGAAGUUUCUGGUGGACCCAGAGGGGAAAGUGGUCCGGUUCUGGCGAACGGACGACCCCAUGGACAGCGUCCGGCAAGAGGUGACGGCGCUGGUGCGAGAGAUCAUCCUGAAGAAACGGGUGGAGCUAUGAUGGUGUUUCUAGAUAGAUACUGGACGUCCAGGUGUGUUGUGUCUGUGUUUUCCUGCGCUUUCGACAGCCAGGGAAUGGACUGAACUGUUGACAGUGAGUGCGCUUGAGAGACGUCUCAACUCCAGAUCCACUAGCGUCCGACGCAAAGGCGGUGUUAGUCAUGCAAGGCAGGUCACGGUGUUAGCGUAUGUGCGUGGGGAACAUCGUGUGUUUGUGUGUGUGUGUGUGUGGUUAAUAAUGAACAUUCGUGAACAUUCCUUACAAUGACCACUGCUGGAGUCGAAGGAUCGUCAAACGCCUAAAGCAUUUGUUUGUUUGUUUUUUUAACUUGUUGUGUACGUCAUUUUUAGCCCAGUUUCACUGAUUUGAGCCCAGCAAAUUCCAUCUAUCAAUCUAUGCAACAAUAAAAUUAUUUCAUAAUUA
Mugil cephalus (flathead mullet) is the source of this 1120-nucleotide messenger RNA. It is a transcript of the gene gpx8, whose product is annotated as glutathione peroxidase 8 (putative). Lineage: Eukaryota; Metazoa; Chordata; Actinopteri; Mugiliformes; Mugilidae. The transcript is spliced from 3 exons. Gene Ontology annotation, biological process: response to oxidative stress. The record is from RefSeq and is a predicted model, not a curated record. Gene Ontology annotation, molecular function: glutathione peroxidase activity. The coding region runs from base 65 to 697 and encodes 210 amino acids.